This is a messenger RNA of Nipponia nippon (crested ibis), 754 nucleotides long. RefSeq names its product GABA type A receptor associated protein like 1 (gene GABARAPL1). The record is from RefSeq and is a predicted model, not a curated record. NCBI's taxonomy places the organism in Eukaryota, Metazoa, Chordata, Aves, Pelecaniformes, Threskiornithidae.
CGCUGCGUACCCGGCCGUAGGGGAGGGAACGGCAGCAGCCCUCGGGAGGGAAGGUGACAGCCCGGCAGGAUGAAGUUCCAGUACAAGGAAGACCACCCGUUCGAGUACAGGAAAAAAGAAGGGGAGAAAAUCCGCAAGAAAUAUCCCGACAGAGUCCCUGUGAUCGUGGAAAAAGCACCAAAAGCCAGAGUACCCGACCUAGACAAAAGGAAGUAUCUUGUGCCUUCUGACCUCACAGUUGGCCAGUUCUACUUCUUAAUCCGAAAGCGGAUCCACCUGAGGCCAGAAGAUGCCCUGUUCUUCUUUGUCAAUAACACCAUCCCUCCUACCAGUGCUACCAUGGGCCAGCUGUAUGAGGAUAACCACGAGGAGGACUAUUUUCUCUAUGUGGCCUACAGCGACGAGAGUGUCUAUGGCAAGUGAGCACCAGCCCCCCAGGCAUGCAGGCGAGAUGGACUGAUGGAAUGGAUUUGGGGGGGGGAUGUUGGAGAGGAGGAAGGAGAAUGCCUGAGAAGAGGGGAAGGGAACUGGAAGUGAACCACAUGCACAAUGCCAUCACCUUCCAUGCAUUAAUUAUAACCAUUAUUUUUUAAAUUGAGGGGAGGGAGGGUAAGGGGACAGUGUAUGAAAGGGUGAACUGAAAGGCUUAACAAGGGGUUCUGCGCUGAGGGAUGGGGAGACUCCGCUGUUCGUAGUUCUUCUUUUGCCACAGCUGGAAGUAGUUAGCCAGUACUGGAGGCUGCUAGACAAGCCA